AUGAAGUAAGAAAAAAAUUAUGGAGUGAGUCAAAAAAAAUCAAUGAAUAUGAAAAGAAAAUAAAUAGAAUUCAUUUUACAAAUUAUGAAAAAGUAAGUAAAAUAGACUCAAGCUUUCUUCUUAUAAUUGGAUUAAAAUCAGUAUAUGAUUUAUUUGUUGAAUUUGGAUAUGCAGCAAAGAGAUUAAAGCUUUUGGAUUCGAUUUCUAUUCAAAAAAUAACAGAUUUUUUGAAGAAACUUAAUAAUGUGUUAAAACAAACUAAAGAUUUAGUAAAAGUUUUUAAAGAGAGCGAAUUAUGUCUAAAAGAUUGUUGCUUUGAUUAUGUUGUAGAAAAUUUGUCACAAAUAGGCUGCUUAGUUAACAACUUUUGUACGCAAAUUAUAGUCAAAAAGAUUGUAAAAGAUUGA
Molecule: messenger RNA, 407 nt
Organism: Racocetra persica
Lineage: Eukaryota; Fungi; Glomeromycota; Glomeromycetes; Diversisporales; Gigasporaceae
Source: the annotation of a GenBank genome assembly